Molecule: messenger RNA, 1085 nt
Organism: Paramecium octaurelia
Lineage: Eukaryota; Ciliophora; Oligohymenophorea; Peniculida; Parameciidae
Source: the annotation of a GenBank genome assembly
AUGAGACACAGAUAUUCAUCUUCUCACUCUUAAGCAUUGAAUGAUAUCAUCUAGAAUGUAGAUUAGUAAGGAACCUAAAGAGAAGGACUUCAUCAAUGUAACUCAAUAGUUAACUUAUAUCCAAUUAUGCUGCCAUCGAUUAGUAAGGAAAGCCUACUUUCUUCAGCUAGAAACACAUCUAAUCAAUCAGCCAAAACCUCUCACUUGAGGGAGAAUGAAUAAUUAUAGUUAAUCAAGAAUAUCUCUCCAUCAUAAAAAAUCUGAUUUGACUCCUCUAACAAUAAGAUCUCAUAGCCCUGUAAGCUAAUUUUAGUAGCAAUAUUUUGAUGCUAUAAAGAAUGACAAUUGUCAAUAAGCUCUGACAAUAUUAAUAAAUAUGAUGAUUCUAUCUGUUGACUAAGAUAACUUAAGUUAGUUAAUUAAAAUAUUUAGAGUUGCAUCGCUAACAUUGUUACAUUUUCAGAGAGUAUGCAAAAUCGAUAAUAUACACAAAGAAUACAAUAUUUUUAAGCGAAUUUGCUCAAGAUUUCGAAACCAUUUAAUGGGCAUUACUACAUUUUGGGAAUCAUAUGCAAAUAAUUAUAAAAAUAUGAGAUUGGAAAAAUCUUCAUUAAAAAGGUAUAUUUUUCAUUAGUGUAGAGUCUAUAGAAUUUGCAUGGUUCAUGUAAAAUUUAGAUGAGGAAUUGAGAUGCUAUGAGGAAUUGGGAAAGUUAUGUUAUUUCAACCAUGAAUUAAAUCUUGCAAAACAGUUACAUGAGAUGAGCAUGGUUGGUAAUCAAAGAAGUGAUUCGAUUUUAAAUAUAAGUAAAAAAGGAAUUCAAUAAUUGAUCAAUAAUUACCCUCCAUAAUAGAUAUCUAUUGAUCAGAAUAUUCUAUCAAAAAUAAUUGACUUUCCUUUUGUUAUAAGAGCUACGAAAGAAGAGAGAGAUACUUAGAAUAGAUAUCUCAGAUUGAAAAAUUAGAAUGUCUUAUUAUUGACAGAAUGUAUCCUCAAAGUGUAGAAGAGAUACUAAACAAAGUGUUAUAAAAUCAUAAUUUCUUUUUUGAGAUUCCUAUUCCAAUUGACUCAUCUUACAAAUUUGUGA